This is a messenger RNA of Rhincodon typus (whale shark), 966 nucleotides long. RefSeq names its product integrin alpha-7-like. The transcript has 9 exons. The record is from RefSeq and is a predicted model, not a curated record. Gene Ontology annotation, biological process: cell-matrix adhesion; leukocyte migration; cell adhesion mediated by integrin. Gene Ontology annotation, cellular component: integrin complex; external side of plasma membrane. NCBI's taxonomy places the organism in Eukaryota, Metazoa, Chordata, Chondrichthyes, Orectolobiformes, Rhincodontidae. Gene Ontology annotation, molecular function: integrin binding. The annotation marks the transcript as partial.
GAGAUUACUGUCACCAACUUGCCGUCAGAUGCCAGGAACCCAAUGAAAGAUGGCGAUGAUGCUCACGAAGCUGUUCUGAUUGUAAGCUUCCCAGACACUCUGUCCUACUCCGCCUUCCGAUCAUCUAAGGACAGCAGUCUGGUCUGCGUUGCAAAUACCAACGGAUCCCAGGCUGAGUGUGAGCUUGGAAACCCAAUGAAACGCAACGCCGAGGUCACCUUUUACCUGAUCUUAAGCACUUCUAGAAUCACCAUCGAAACUACAACUUUACCGAUUAUACUUCAGCUAACAACCAUCAGCGAACAGACCGGUUUGGAUCCAGUCACAGCCACUGCCCAUGUUAUGUUGGUACUGCCAGUCUCUCUUGUUCCAAACGUUGAACCGCAAAAUGUGUUUUUUGGAGGUAACGUAAUGGGAGAAAGUGCCAUGAGGAAAGAAGAGGAUGUGGGCAGUCGCGUUGAUUAUAAACUAACGGUGCUGAACACUGGUAAGGUCCUGAAAACUUUUAGCUCUGCUUUCCUGAACAUCCGGUGGCCCUAUGAGAUCAGCAAUGGCAAAUGGCUGUUAUACCCGAUGAAGAUCGAAUUUGAAGGGGAUGAGAAUACACAGUGCUCUCCUGCCCCUGCUAUCAAUCCACUCAAACUGCCACAUGAUGAGGAUAAACCAGGGCUGUGGAGCCCCGCGAGGUUACAGAAUGGAGACCAACAGCAAUCAGUAGCUCAUCAGACAGAAAGCAAAAAGUCUCUGACCCUGGACUGUGAACAGGGUACUGCCCGAUGUAUUGAUUUCCAAUGCCCUCUACAAAUUCUAAACACAACAACCAGAGUGAAAAUAGGUGCCCGACUGUGGAACAGCACCUUUCUGGAGGAGUACGCUUCAUACAGUUCCAUCAAACUGACCAUCCGUGCCAACAUCAGCGUGAAGUCAAGUAUCAGAAACCUAAAGGUGAAGGAAGCUGCUGCUGAG